Messenger RNA from Sphaerodactylus townsendi, 4605 nucleotides. RefSeq names its product FA complementation group A (gene FANCA). The transcript has 43 exons. Gene Ontology annotation, cellular component: Fanconi anaemia nuclear complex. The record is from RefSeq and is a predicted model, not a curated record. NCBI's taxonomy places the organism in Eukaryota, Metazoa, Chordata, Lepidosauria, Squamata, Sphaerodactylidae. Gene Ontology annotation, biological process: regulation of regulatory T cell differentiation; interstrand cross-link repair. Bases 47 to 4438 code for a protein of 1463 amino acids.
CGCCCCUUGAGCGGAGGCGGAAGACCUGGGAACGCGCGAGCGGCUGAUGGAGGGGAGUGGAGCCGCGGCCGGCCGGGGCCUCUCCGCACUCCUGGCAGAAAGAGCCAAGAAACGAACCUGCGAGCCCAGAAAUGUAUCGGAGCUACAGGAGGCUGCUCUGCGUCUUCUGAGUCGUCAUCAGAAUCUGAGUGACCUCUUGCUGGAGGUGGGAAGUUCAGAAUGUAGCAAGCCAUUAUAUUCUGGCAGUUCAUGUGUUGGUGACUGUGAAGAUUCCGCUCCAGAAUCAUUUGUGGUCUCCGCCCUGCAGGAAGAGGCCUCUGUGCUUGGUGUGCCACUAGGAAUCUUGUCAGCCAGAAUGGCAGCCGCCAACAUUGAGAAGAUCUCUGCAGAGUGUGGGAAGGCUGUGCUGCUGAACGUAGAGCAAAGGCAAAAGCUAUCCUGCUUCCUUCAGACCUUGAGGGAUUUAUUAGCACGCAAUUCUUUCUGCCGUUUGCUGUUCGCUCAAGAGCUCUGGAGAAUGCAGAGCCCCCUCAUCCUGGAGCUUGCUUGGCGGCUGCACAGAGAAGGCCUCCUUUGCCUGGAGGAGCUGCUGGAGAAUCAUCCGGACGCGUCCGCCUUGGUGGAUUGGCUGUGCAGCAGCUUCCGUCUUCUGUGCCGUCAAGCAGAAGGUUCUUCCCUGGACACGGAGGCCCUACAGCACAUUCUCACAGACUUUGUGACUGUGUUUCUUCAUAACGGAUUCCAGAAAACAUCAGAGACGGAAAAGAAUUUGGAUUCUCAGCUGGUCCCCUCCAAAAUCUACUGUGCUGUACUGGAGGGAAUGCUGGCAUGGGUACUUGAUGUGAUAGCCAAAGAAAAACAAGAAGAUUCUUCUACAUUGAGGGCUGUGGAGUGUUGGCUCCGGUGUAAUUUCGAAGCAGCUUGGCAGCAUCUCAAAGGCACAGUUUCUUCGAAAGGUCGCUGCAGCGGUUGGCUUCAAUGGCCACUGCUACUUUCACUUACCCACGUGCUUAGCCCACAGCCCUCAGCUAAGAGAAGACUCUGUAACAGAAGCCUUCGCCAAGUCUGGGCUUCUGCUUUGUUAUGUGAUACCAGCUCCAGAAAGAGAAUGUUUGCAGCACAACCACUGUUUGUGGUGCUCGGAGCAGAGGAGCUGACCGGUCACCUGCAGCAAGUGCUGGAGGCUAACGAAGUGAACUGGCAUCAUGUGCUCUCCUGCAUUUCCACACUGUUAAGUCUCUCUACUCCUAUUGGAGACAGCUGGGUUAAAGAUCUCUUGGGCCACCUGUUGACAAAAGGCUUUAAGAACUACGACCUGGAAAGCUUGAUCCGCGGCAUUCUUAAUGCGCCGCGAGCAGCCACCAGAAGACCUGCGCUGUUCACGCCUUAUUCUGAAUGGUUUAAGCUUGCCUUUGGGAGUGCCAGUGGUUUCCAUGGCAGCAGCAAGAAGGCCGUGGUCUUCCUCUUCCAGUUCCUGUCAGAGCUGGUGCCCUUUGAAGCCCCUCAGUAUUUGAAGGUCCACAUCAUGCAUCCUCCUUUCGUGCCUGCUAAAUACCGCCCCGUUCUGCUGGAAUAUAUCGCUCUGGCCAAAACUCGGCUGGCAGAUUUCAAGAUUGCGAUAGAAGACAUGGGCCUCUAUGAGGAUUUAUCUUCCACAAAGGAUGCUGUGCAGCCACACUGUCAGGCGCUUCAAGAUGUUGAAAAGGCUGUCCAGAUAUUUGCAGACACGAGGAAGAUUCCUGCAGUUGUGUUGGAAGCCAGUGUCUUCAGGAGGCCCUAUUACACUGCCCGUUUCCUUCCCGCUUUGCUCAUGCCACGUUUGCUCCCUGAAACACCAGAUUCACACAUGACUUUAAUAGAUGCCCUAAAGAGGGCUGAAAAGAUUCCUCCGAAUAUGUAUUCCAGGUUUAUUGAAGAAUGUCAGUCUGUUAAAGAGAAGUUCUUACAAGGUGGCUGUUCUGAAACUAAGAGAGGUGACCUCAAGCAGCCCUUAGAACUAUUGAAGGCUGAACUCAGAGCCCUGAAACAGCUGGUUACGGACCAAAGCAUGCAAGAUGGUGUGCCUGCUCAAGUGGCUGUUAUAUCUGAGAAACUUGCAGGUGUCCUGGGUCGUACGAAAGAUGAGGAUGAAGUAGCUUUGCUAAACCUUAGAAUCAAGCUUCACCUUUCUGUCCCUGAAGUGCAGCAGCAGGACCAAGAGGUCAUUGAUCUUCUGCUGACAUCAUUUUGCCAGAAUGUAAUGGCUGCUUCCUACUUCAGUCCUCCGGACAGGCAAGGGAUCUGGCCAUCCCUCUUCGUGAAAAUGGUUUGUGGACACCGGCAACUCUUGCCUUCCCUGCUCAGCCGGCUCUGCCAGCUUAUUUAUCAUCAGGGUCCUUCUCUCAGUGAUGCUCACAUCAUAGGCCUGGCUGUCUUUGUGGUCCAUUUAAAUGAAGUUGAAUCUUUGAUUCCGGAAGUGGAUAUCUACUCCUGGGUUCCACACGGUGUCACUGCCAGAGGCCUGCCUGUGGCUAAACUCUGGGAUCAUCUCUUGGCCUGCAGGACAGGAGAGUCAACAGUCUUCUGCAUGCGGUUUUGUACAGCAGCUGUCGCUUAUUCUCUAUGCAAGUAUUCUUCCUCUUCUCCUGAGUUCCUAAUCACCUCAAUUCAUCCUGGUUUUGUAAAAAAGCUCCUAUACGUUGUGCCGCGGCUCAGUGUGGAAGCUCGAGGCACCAGCUGCGGAGGAGACCUGGCUGAGUUUCCUUGGAGGCCUUUAUCCCACUCUGCCCUCGGCUACCAGAAAGCUGCCCUCUGCUUGUGGAAGCAAACGUGCUUUAAGAGACUCUUGCAAGAGAAAACAUUCCAGUUGACCCUCCAGGAGUGGCUGCAGCUGGAACUAGGAGUCCAUCCUGAUGAAGACGUCCUUUCUGCUUCCGAAAGGCAGGAGUUCCAUUACUGGGCUUUGUAUCAGCACUAUCUCCCUGCCCCUGCUGCCCGUGGAGGCUGUGAUGGGGACCUGCGCGAGGCCAGUGCUGUUCUCAUCAGCUCCAUCCUGGAUUUCUGCCAGAGGUCCGAGUUGUCCAAUGACGGCCACUUGGAGAAGCCAAAACACUCCGUUCCCCCGAGGAGAGGAAACCCUGAGAUCCAUUGCCGAUUGCAGGAGAUGCUGCUGGAAGUGGAACUGGCGCACAGGAGAGCCCUGCCCGACAGCCAUGUGGCUGAGGAGCACUUCCUCUUCAGGAUGCUUCGGGAGCGGACCAAAGCUCUGGGGGCAGAUUCGGCCGAGGGGGGAAGGCUGCUCAGGCAGCAGGAGCUGACCCUUCAAACAAGGAUGCUCUUGGGUCUCCCUCCGUCACUUCUCAUCACAACCCAGUGGAAAGGGAACGAGGUCACCUUGGACUGCGAGGACUUCUUUUGUUUUGUAAAUACGGAACUGAAGAACGUCUGUAGCAGGGGCUAUGCGCUCUCCUAUGACAUCACGGCUCACUUCUUCAGGGGCCUGCUGAGUGCCAGUCUGGAAUGCAGCCGGUCUGCGCAGGAGGUGACUGCAGUUUUGGCAUCAUGUCGAACCAGGUGUCCAGUACUCCUUUGUUCCGCUGCGUGCUGGUGGCAGAAGCUGGAGCCUGUGCUGUUCUGUGAGUGGAGGAGACUCUUCGCGGCGCCGCUGCCUCUGGGAUUGCAGCAGCUUGGGGAGCUACAGAGCUCUGCCAGCAGCUUCCUCUCCUCAGACGCAUCUUCUCUGGCCUCCGACGUCCCCUGGAUUUCUGCUGCUUUUCUGCAUUUCGCCAUUCAGCAGCGAGCAGAGUGUGCAAAACCAGGAGAAGUGGUGGGACGGUUGGGGCCUGCAUCAGAACAACUCCUGCUGUGCCUCCUCUUCUUUUCAGUCAUGGAUUUCAUCUCGGCAAGGGCAGCCCCACCGGAAGGGCUGGAUGGGCCCAGAGCCUUGGACUGGAGCUCUCAGAUAGCCCAGAGGCUGGAGGGAAAAGGCCUGGGCUGGCUGGCCGUCUUCUGCUCGGGAGAGACAGAGUGCAGCCGUUGUCAAAUCCUGCGGGGGGCUGCAUCAGAUCACCACCUGAAGCAACUGCCAGUGGCCUUCUACAGCCUCCUCUUCACCUUGCAGCCAGAACGGAUGCUCAGAGAGCCGAUGUUCUUGCCCGUGGCUGUCGACAUGUACAUACAGCUGCUGCAGCUCUUUAGGGAAGGCACCGUGGCACCGAGGCUGGCCCAGGAGUCACACAGGGAUGGCGAGGAGCCCGGGGAUCCUUUAGCAGUGAUAGAAGCAGCAAGGCAAUUCCUAGUCCGGGCAAUCCCGCAGUGUCCUCUGGAGAGCUUCUCCCACCUCCAUCAGUUACUGGAUCUGUGUGGGGAGCUUGACCCUGAGCUGAAAGCCGCCCUCACGAACUGCUGGCAACCCACGGCAGAGGGGAGUCUGUCUGAUGAAGAGCUGCUUCUUUUCUGAGGGACGAGGGAGGCUGCAGUUGGGUCUGGGAAGCAGGCAAAAGCAGACGGAGGAUGCGGGCAAGAAACAGAGAGCAUCUCCUGGGGCCGAGUCACUCCAAGCUACCAUGUAAAUAAUUUAUUACAAGCAUAACCAUGACUUUGUUACAAUAAAAAUUAGGUUACAAA